This is a messenger RNA of Thermothielavioides terrestris NRRL 8126, 5518 nucleotides long. RefSeq lists its product as uncharacterized. Gene Ontology annotation, molecular function: ATPase-coupled intramembrane lipid carrier activity; ATP binding; ATP hydrolysis activity. Bases 302 to 4882 code for a protein of 1526 amino acids. The transcript is spliced from 3 exons. The record is from RefSeq and is a predicted model, not a curated record. Gene Ontology annotation, biological process: phospholipid translocation. Lineage: Eukaryota; Fungi; Ascomycota; Sordariomycetes; Sordariales; Chaetomiaceae. Gene Ontology annotation, cellular component: plasma membrane.
CUUUGCCUUGCCGGGUUUUGGUCCAGUCUCUCGCGCCUCUUUGAAUGCACCGUUUGCUGCCUGCCGCCGAUUUGUCCGCUGAAAUAUUACGGAAGGCAAGACGGAUCCAGUAUCGCGAGACUCGACGGCGCGACGCUUGUUCCCGCCACCCCCGUGCGACUCCGUCUCCGAGAAUUCGGCACCUCUCGAUCCGGCCUUGCAAUAACGUCGGCGGUAUUGGCCCGGAGCAGCGACUGGGGCCACCUUGGCCAGCCUGGCGGGCAUCUUCGGAUGAUCGGGCCCUGCCCGCGAUCCCAACACCAUGGCGGCUCCAGAAGGGGAAGCCGGGGACGCCACCGGAGCAGAGCUGCCAAUGCAGCGGUCUCGGUGGGCCACCCGGAAGUUGACCGUCAAAAGCAGCGCCAUGAAGCGACUCUCGUUAAUGGGCAGGAGACACAACAAGAGCUCGUCGGGCGAGAAGAAGAGGGCGUCGGGGGGGACCGACACGUCCCAGCCCGAGGACGGCGUGAAGAAGGAUGAUGGUACUUCCGAGGACGACAACGGCGACGGGGCCGGGUCGCGGAGACUUUACUUCAAUCUCCCGUUGCCGCGCGAGCUGCAGGAUGACGAGGGGCAUCCGAAACAACAGUACGCGCGAAACAAGAUCCGGACCGCCAAAUACACCCCUCUCUCCUUCAUCCCCAAAAACCUGUUUUUCCAGUUCCACAAUAUCGCCAACAUAUUCUUUCUGUUCCUCGUUAUCUUAGUUAUAUUCCCUAUUUUUGGCGGCAUCAACCCCGGCCUCAACUCGGCCCCCCUAAUAUUUAUUGUUUGUGUCACGGCGAUCAAGGACGCCAUCGAAGAUUACCGAAGGACAGUUCUCGAUAACGAGCUCAACAACGCGCCGGUCCAUCGACUCGUGGGCUGCCAGAACGUCAACGUGCGGGAGGAUAAUGUUUCGUUGUGGCGGAAAUUCAAAAAGGCCAAUUCCCGCUUUUUCGGCGCGAUAUGGCAUGCAAUCGAACGCCUGUGGAAGAAGGAUGCGAAGUCCGGACGCCAGACCUUCAUGGCGGCCGACCCUCGCAUGUCAAUCGAGUCGAGGACCACGCCGUGGGAGGCCGUCGCGUCGCCUAACACCUUCGUCUCGGCGCAGGAAGAGAUCCAGAUGACGCCGGUGCCGUCGCCCCUGCCGCGCAACCCCAACAGGCCCGACAUCUCGACCGCAGUGGAGAGCGAGAUGGCCCGUUUCGAGAACUUCAGCGGCGACCUGAUCAACCCGCAGAUUCCUAUCUCGGGCAAGGCGAGGUUUCAAAGAGAUGCUUGGAAGAACCUGGUGGUGGGCGACUUUGUUCGCGUAUACAACGACGACGAGCUCCCCGCUGAUAUCGUAAUCCUGGCUACCUCAGACCCGGACGGCGCAUGCUAUGUCGAGACCAAGAACUUGGAUGGAGAAACCAACUUGAAGGUGCGGUCGGCUCUGCGGUGCGGCCGGACGCUGAGGCACGCCCGCGACUGUGAGCGGGCUCAGUUCAUGAUCGAGAGCGAGGCCCCUCAGCCGAAUCUGUACAAGUACAACGGCGCCAUCAAGUGGCGGCAGACCGUGCCCUGGGAUCCCAAGGCGGAGCCGAUUGAGAAAUCGGAGCCGAUCGGUAUCGACAACUUGCUUUUGCGGGGUUGCAACCUCCGGAACACGGAGUGGGCUCUUGGCGUCGUCGUCUUCACCGGCCACGACACGAAGAUCAUGAUGAACGCCGGCAUUACGCCAAGCAAGCGACCCCGCAUCGCCAGGGAACUGAACUUCAAUGUCAUAUGCAACUUCGUCGUUCUCUUCGCCAUGUGUCUGAUGGCGGCCAUCGCCAACGGCGUGGCCUGGGGGAAGCCGGAUUCAUCGAUGGCCUGGUUCGAGCACGGGGCCAUGAACGGGUCCCCGGGCCUGACUGGCUUCAUCACUUUCUGGGCCGCUGUCAUUGUCUUCCAGAACCUGGUGCCGAUUUCGCUCUACAUCUCGCUCGAGAUCUUGAGGACACUGCAAGCGUUCUUCAUCUACAGUGACAUCGGGAUGUACUACGACAAGAUCGAUCAGCCGUGCAUUCCCAAAUCCUGGAACAUUUCGGAUGACGUCGGCCAGAUCGAGUACAUCUUCUCGGACAAAACGGGAACGCUGACGCAGAACGUCAUGGAAUUCAAAAAGGCAACCAUCAACGGCCAGCCUUACGGCGAAGCUUACACGGAGGCUCAAGCAGGCAUGAACAAGAGGAUGGGCAUCGACGUGGAGCAAGAAGCAGCGGCCAUUCGGGCCGAGAUUGCCAAUGCCAAGGUCAGAGCGAUCCGUGGGCUGCGACAACUGCACGACAACCCGUAUCUCCACGACGAGGACUUGACCUUCAUCGCGCCUGAUUUUGUUGACGAUCUCGCGGGCAAGAACGGCCCCGAGCAGCAGCAGGCCAACGAGCACUUCAUGUUGGCGCUUGCCCUCUGUCACACUGUCAUUCCCGAGAAGCAGCCAGGCGACCCUCCCAAGAUGAUUUUCAAGGCUCAAUCGCCAGACGAGGCAGCGCUGGUGGCCACGGCCCGUGACAUGGGAUUCACUGUACUUGGCUCGUCAAGCGACGGAAUCGAUGUGAACGUCAUGGGCACCGACCGGCACUUCCCGGUCCUCAACACGAUCGAGUUCAACUCCAGCAGGAAAAGAAUGAGCGCAAUCGUCAGGAUGCCCGACGGCAGAAUCCUGCUAUUCUGCAAAGGUGCCGACAGCGUCAUCUACUCCCGUCUCAAGAAGGGCGAGCAGGCCGAGCUUCGCAGGGAGACUGCACAGCACCUCGAGAUGUUCGCGGUCGAGGGUCUCCGGACGCUCUGCAUUGCAGAAAGAGAGCUUUCGGAAGAGGAGUACCGAGAGUGGAGGAAGGAACAUGACAUAGCCGCCACGGCUCUGGAGAACCGCGAGGAGAAGCUCGAGGAGGUUGCCGAUAAGAUUGAGCGCGAUCUCACCUUGCUUGGCGGGACGGCUAUCGAAGACCGUCUUCAGGAUGGCGUGCCGGACACGAUCGCGCUGCUAGGCGAUGCCGGAAUCAAGCUGUGGGUUCUCACGGGCGACAAGGUCGAGACGGCAAUCAACAUCGGCUUUUCCUGCAACCUCCUCAACAACGAUCUGGAUCUCUUGCGCUUACAAGUGCAUGAAGAAGAGGCCAGCACGGCGACGGAAGAAGAGUACAUUGCGAUGGCCGAGGAGCAGCUCAACGCGGCCAUGGCGAAAUUCAACAUCACGGGCAGCGAUGAGGAGUUGAAGAAGGCACGGAAAGACCAUCAGCCCCCCGCCCCCACACAUGCACUUGUGAUCGACGGCUUCACGCUGCGGUGGGUGCUCAGCGACGCGUUGAAGCAGAAGUUCCUGCUGCUCUGCAAGCAGUGCAAAUCGGUCCUCUGCUGCCGUGUCAGUCCCGCGCAGAAGGCCGCCGUCGUCUCGAUGGUAAAGAACGGGCUAGAUGUCAUAACGCUCUCUAUCGGAGACGGGGCGAACGAUGUGGCGAUGAUCCAGGAGGCAGACGUCGGCGUCGGCAUCGCGGGUCUGGAGGGACGGCAGGCUGUCAUGUCAUCCGACUACGCCAUCGGGCAGUUCCGCUUCUUGCAGAGGCUGGUGCUGGUGCACGGCAGGUGGUCCUACCGGCGCGUGGCGGAGUCGAUCAGCAACUUCUUCUACAAGAACAUGAUCUGGGUGUGGGCCAUCUUCUGGUACCAGAUCUUCGCCGACUUCGACAUCUCGUACAUCUUCGACCAGACAUACAUCACCAUGUUCAACCUCUUCUUCACGUCGGUCCCAGUUAUCCUUAUGGGCGUCCUGGACCAGGACGUGAGCGACACGGUGUCGUUGGCGGUGCCCCAGCUCUACCGACGCGGCAUUGAACGGAAGGAGUGGACUCAACCGAAGUUCUGGGCCUACAUGUUUGAUGGCAUCUACCAGUCGGUCGCGAGCUUCUUCAUUCCGUUCAUCUUCGUCGUGCUCACGACUACCGCGACCGGCAACGGGCUCGUUAUUGCGGAGCGCACUCGGCUGGGAUGCUACGUUGCCUUCCCGGCCGUGAUUACCAUCAAUGCCUACAUCUUAAUCAACACGUAUCGAUGGGAUUGGGUGAUGAUCCUCGUCGUUGUGCUGAGCGACCUCUUCAUCUUCUUCUGGACCGGCGUGUACACGGCUAGUACCUACUCGGCCGGUUUCUACCAGGCGGCCGCACAACUCUUCCAGGAGCUUACCUUCUGGAUGUGCCUGAUUGUGACGCCGACCAUAUGCCUGCUCCCUCGGCUGGUGAUCAAGGUCAUCCAGAAGUCGCGGUUUCCCUAUGAUGUUGAUAUCAUCAGGGAGCAGGCCAAGCGCGGCGACUUUGCCGACGCCGACGCCACGAAGGCUGCAGCGAUGGCAGCAGGCGAGGGUAUCGACGGCGGGUCGUCCAAGUCGUCCUCCUCGUCGGGCAAGCUGUCCGGGCGCAGCAGGAAACCGAAGCAUACGCAGUACGCCAGCGUUGACGAGGACCGGCGGCCGAUCUACCCGCCGUCGGUCGCGACGCACAACACGCGCACGCAGAACGGCAGCGACGGGACCAACUACAUCAUGCAGAGCCGAGCGUCGGCCGAGCUGCAAGGGGACCUCGUCGGCGAGGAGCCGGAGCGGGCGGUCACGCGGCCGUCGAUCGACCGCGCCCGGCCGUCGUACGACCGCAUCCGGCGCUCCGUGGACCGCGUCCGGCCCAGCUUCGAGGCCAGCAACGAUUUUACUUCGGCCGCGCGGCUCAGCAGGGUCGAGUCGACGCACUCGACCCAGGGCCUGCCCGACGGCCAGCGCCGAUUCAACUUGACCACGGUCAGGAAGCGUGGCUUGUCGGCUUUCUCGAAGAAGAGCAUCGAUCCAUGAUGAUUAUGCGCCUGUCCAGUCGGUGUAUGGAGGAGUAUUUGAGUGGGGAGAGGUACAUUCAUGCCCUUGUGGCGGUAUGGUUGGUGUGGUGCUGUGGCGGCCUCUUCGAUCCUUUGUUUUCCUUCUUGUUUGCCCUCAUCUUUUGAUCGCUCACCUUGUUAGAUAUCCCCUUGGGGCGUUCGUGCAUGUGUUGCAUGAAGGAAGUCGUAUGAUGACGGCGUUCUCCCACAUCCACCCCACAUCCACGGCCGUGGGCGGAGGAGACAGCGUUACGUCGUUUGUUGUGGGCUUUUACUAUGGCGGUGGUUGCGGUGUAAAAAGUUGUUACCUAUGGUCUGGGAAAGCGGAGCAGGCUGCGGAGGGGCUGUCAGUUGUUCAGUUGUUGUUACUGCUCGACAGCGCUGUUCUCUUUUUCUCCUUUGCUCUCUCUUUCGCUCAUUUUUUUCUUGGUUUCUUAGCUCUGGUUUCUGUUCACAUGGCAUAUGGCGUUUUGGAUGGGGAUGCAUUGGCAAAACUAGGGGUUUUUCUUAGGUUUCCCCAAGCGGCUUGGACUUGCGUUAUUGUGCUGUACAAUAGAAGAGUCAUUUCCGUAUAUGCCUUCCUGCUGGAAUGCGAGAAAAUAAGUUCUAGAGUCUG